CUCAAUUUGUUUGCACUCUCAACUCUCAACAAUUGAAGCCCAUUUACCCUUUUCUUUUUUUGUCUUUGCAUAUCAAUCUUGAACUCACCAGUACCUCCUUUUGGCUUCUUUGUUGGUGCCUCAUUGAUGGCCCUGACCCUAAGCUCUAUGAAGCCUCUCAAGCUGAGUUAGACCCUAGACCCUCUUUGUUAGGGUUUAAAAGCCAAAUAUUGUCUUUAUAGUCUCUUUUAGGCUGUUUUACUUGCAACCUAGUUGCUGGCUGCUGUUUGUUUGCUUGAUAGAGAGGAUAGUUUGGAUAAAGUUUGUGUCUUGUGGGAGAUUUUCAAGCAAAGGAAAAAAUGUUGAUAGAAACCGUAAAGUUGAGAUUUUGAGCUCUUUUGGGGAGGUUAUCAGUAUGUCUGCAAAUGAUGAUGCUUUUGUGGCAUGGGAGGAGCAUAUUAUAUGCCAUGAACGUGGUAGCCGUGUGGUUCACUAUCACUUGAAGGAUACGUUUGGGGAUUUAGUUCUUGCUGUUAUAGGGACUGAGAGAAGCAUAAGGCACAUGACAUAUGUAGUUUCCGACGAGUUCUUGGAAGCCUAUGGGUCCAACGAGUCCAUCAAUGCAUCUACGAAAUGGAGAGCCCGGCGAGAAGUUGUGGACUGGUUGACAUCGAUGGUAUCAAAUGAAGGAUCCCCUCUACAUGUUUCGAAUGCACAGAUAAAUGGCUCAGCUCAAGGUUCAGGCUCACUUGGAGCAUCAAUUACUGGAUUGUGUUCUUCUAAAACCUAUUUACCAGUUCGGAUGGCUCGAAGCAAAUUGAAGGUUCAGAAUCCACACAUUAAGUGGUCUGGUGCUGCAUGGAUAUGUGCUAAAGAACUCAGGCACUACCCAGCCUUUUUUAGGAAUGGGACUUCCAUAACUGUCCAUUCCUUUGUGUUCAUAAUGGCUGAAGAAAAAAGCCGCUACCUUGGAUACCUGGAAGAUAUGUAUGAAGACAAGAAGGGGCGGAAAAAGGUAAAGGUGCGAUGGUUUCACCACAACCAGGAAGUCAAGGGUGUAAUUCCUCAACUGAAUCCUCACCCCCAAGAAGUUUUUAUCACACCUAAUGUCCAAGUGAUCAAUGCAGAGUACAUUGAUUGCCCGGCAACAGUAUUGACACCCAGGCAUUAUGAUAAAUGCGUGGCUGUUGUUCCACAUGCAUCAACGCUUGGUAUCCACAUGUGCUUUAGGCAGUUUAAAAACAACAAGAUCAAGCCAUUUGCUCUUACUAAAUUGCAUGGAUACUCUAAUCAAGGAAUCCUCUCUGCUUUGGAUGGAUCUAUUGUCCCCGAGCAAAAGGUUAGGUACCAUAAUCAGUACAAGGAAGAUGAUGAAGAAUUGACCCAUGAUAACUGUACCAGAGUGGGUAGCAAGAGAAAUAGAACUUCCAAGGAGCAAGACAGACUUGAGAGUAGAUCAGAUCUCAGAAAUUGGGGCUGUGGAAAUCCGAUAGCAAAAUGUAAAUCAGGAUACCCAAAACUGAAGCUACGGUUAUCGAAGAAAACCAUGGGCAUUGAAUUUGUUAUGCCCCAGUCCAAAUGUCCUGCUCCUUUCAAAGUGAAUGAAAAGAUAGAGCUGCUCUGCCAAGAUAGUGGCAUUCGAGGCUGCUGGUUUAGAUGUAAGGUCUUGCAGGCCUCUCAGAAGCAUCUGAAAGUCCAAUAUGAAGAUAUCAAGGAUGUGGAGGGAUCUGGAAAUCUAGAGGAAUGGGUCCCUUCUUCUAGAGUGGCUGCUCCUGAUAAACUUGGCAUGAGAUGUUUUGGGCGCCAGACAAUCCGGCCACAUCCUCAGAAUCAUUCUGCUGAAAAUGUUUUUGAGGUUGGAACACCAAUUGAUGCAUGGUGGAGUGAUGGGUGGUGGGAAGGCAUUGCAGUGGGAGUAGACAUCUCUGGAGGUGACUGUCUACGAGUUUACCUCCCUGGUGAAGGCAAGUUCCUGGCUGUCCCAAGGAAGAACACGAGGAGUUCCAGAGAUUGGGUUGAUAACAAAUGGGUUGAUGUAAUGGCAAAGCCUGAUAUACUCCAUUAUCUAUCCUCAGAUGCCAUUUCAAGCAUCAAGCUCGAGGCACAAGGGUGUGAUAGUGCUGCAUCACUGGAGCACAAAGUUGCCAAAACUUCCAGACUUGAAGCUAUUGAAGAAGAUGAACCUUUACCUGGUUCAGUUGUGUCUUAUGACCUCAAAAAUGUAAAGGAGGUCUAUUUGAGACAGAGGCCUGAUGUAAAUGAGAAGGAUGAGCUAAAAAUACAUGGAGGUGUUGAUAAUGAUGAUGUUAGUGGUGAUUGUGAUGGUGAGGAGAAAGCGAACAUUGCUGCUGAUGGUGGUGGUGAAGAGAAUGCUGGGAAUAACACUGGGUUGCUAUUGGAGGAUGAUCUUAAAUCUGUUAACAAGACAAGUGAAGCAGCGAAAGCUUUAGAAAUGAUCAACCAAGCUGCAUGAAUAAUAGAUGGCACAGUUAGACUGAAGUUUUAACUCUGAAGGUAUCUUGAAGGUGGUUAGAUGGCUUCCUGUAUAUAAAGAUAGAGAAAGGGUUGUCAAAGCUAUGUAUCAGAAGCCUUGCAAGUUUCUCUAAAUUCAAGAGAAUUGACAGGUGUAUAGGAAUGCAAACCAACUUUUAUCGAAAUCAACUUGUUGUCAGAAGAUGAUAGGUUUAGAACUUUGACGGGAUCAGUUAAGCUAGACAGUAGCUCGGCUCAAUCAUAGAAUAGUUUAUGCAGCGGUAUCAGUUCAAUCUUAGGAUAGUCUGUAAUAGUUUGUGUUUUGGUUUGCACUGGGUGGUAAAUGCCAGUGAACGAUGGUGUAUGUGCAACUUAAGAAUGCCCUUUUGUGUCGUAUAGGCUUAUGUUACAGUACGCGUCUGCAUUUUGGUCGUAGAGGCUUAUUUUUACAGUUUAGUUUCAAGGUUUAACUGUAAAGGUUACAAGGUUGUUUUUGUAUGGAGAAAGAAAUAAAAUGUCAUAGCAGUUGUUAUUUCUA
This is a messenger RNA of Populus nigra (black poplar), 2989 nucleotides long. RefSeq lists its product as uncharacterized. The record is from RefSeq and is a predicted model, not a curated record. Lineage: Eukaryota; Viridiplantae; Streptophyta; Magnoliopsida; Malpighiales; Salicaceae. The transcript is spliced from 7 exons. Gene Ontology annotation, molecular function: chromatin binding. The coding region runs from base 395 to 2452 and encodes 685 amino acids.